UUAAUUUCUGUAUUGUUAGUUUCUGCCCAAAAAAAAAAAAACAGAGAGAGAGAGAGAGAGACAGAGAGAGAGAAUGAGGAACAAUCCAUGGUUUGUGUCCAUCUCCUCUUUUGUUGUCAGCAACCACACGACAGGCCUUCUGAUGAUUGAUUAACUGAUUUUUUUUUUUAACUAUCUUUUUGUUAAAUAAUUUUCAGUUAUUCGAUCUUUUUAUAUUUUCUCCUCUGUCUGCACCAUCAAAUCGUAUCCUGCACGGGAUUGGGACUAGAAUGGAACUCAUUUGAAACUUAAAGCAUGCAUUCAGUUUGAAUACCUGUAUUUGGUGUUGGUUAAUUGGCCAUUGUUAGAGACUCCAAUACACCUUGUAGGCAUGCACCCAGACGAGUGACAAAAGUAAAUUUAAGAGUUGGUGACCAACCUUACAAACUACUCCCUCCAUCCAUUAUUAAUUAAAUCCUUCGUAUCAAUAAAAGUUUGUUAUUUAGUUAAAAUCACAUAAUUUUCUGGUUUUAUCCCUAAUAAUGUCACAAUUAAUAUCAUAGUGGUGGAGGGUAAAGAACACAAUUAAUAUCUCCUCCAUUCUUAAAAAAAAAAGAAGGGCAAAAUUGUUUAAUUACUCAAAAAUAUCAUUGGAAUUUCUUAUAUUUAGGGACAUAAUAAACUUUUAUAAAACACUAUAUAUAGGGAGAGGGGCAGUACACGAACAGAUUGCGUGUUGAUAUAGAACCAGAACUUGUGACUGCCUAAAUGCCUUUGUGGCAUAUUUUGUGUAAUUCUUGUUUGAUCUUUGUGUUAUUAACUGCUAUCUGUUACUGAGGGAGCGGAUUUUAGAGUAUAGGGAUGAGAGUCAGAGAUUACGUCAGAGCAGUCGUCUCUAAAUAUUCAGUUUCAAAUGAUGGCUUUAAGUCUGAUGCCAGCCAUAUUGUUUAGGUACAUCGUGGAAUCAGGGCUGCCAUGGAAUGACCACGAAACUUGCAGCGGGAACUGACGUCUGCUGUAAAGAAUAUGUUAUUUAACACACAGAUGCCUGUUCGUUCUUAUAGGACUUUAUGUCCAAGGUUCCUUCAUCGUAAUAAGGGGAAUGCUUUUAGCUCCACUGCUCCAUCGCAGAUAGCUGGAGUGACUGUUAUGCCUAUAUUUUUUAGUAUAGCACGAGCUACAUUCAUGCCUGUGCCUCAUUUUUACCAUGGGCUUCUGAAGAAACCAUCAUCCCUCUUAUGCCAAACAGCUUCAACAUUUGAUAAGCAUCUUGGUGAAUACUGCCAGAGGAUUGAAGAGUUGGAACUGCUUCUCAAAAACUCUGAGAGAAACACUUCCAAUAAUGGAUCCUUCUCCUUGCAGUCUCUUCCUGAAGUCAUGGCAAACGUGCAUGACAUUUUUAUUCAUGUGGUUACAAAGGUGGAGAACAGCAUUCACCAGCACAUGAAUCACAUGAAAUCAACAUGCCACGUUAAACAUCGCCCCUGGCAAGAGCAGAAUGAUCCAUCUCAAGUGGCUGAUCAGUGUGAAACAGCAAGAAAAGAAAUUGCCUCAAAAAGAGUUCAUCCAACACUGCAAUUACGGGAAGAUUCACAACCAUCAACAGAACUUGCUGGGUUAUUUUCUAGUUCUGGAACAGCAGGGCCAUUGACUGCCCCACAUACAUCUCCACUAACUUCAAAUUCUUCUGGAAGUGGGUUCUCAGUUUUUAGCAUGCCUCCUUCAGCUCCAUCUUCAUUGUUGUCAUCUUUUUCUAUGACGACAACAACUUUUGCUCCACAAUCUCCUUUGUUAUGGUCGUCAAGUGCUACACCCCAAACCUCACUUUUAAUCUCUUCAUCGAGUUUCUUGUUCUGUUCCACUUGCUCUCAGUUUGGUAGUACUGCUCCAUUAUGCGGUACAACUUCUGGAGGAUCAACCUCUUCAACCUCAUUUUCUUUAGAAAGGAAAAAGGUCAAGAUCCUAAUACUCCUUGAUGCUGACAGAAGUGAUCUGAAAUUGUAAGGCUGUUCGCAGCUUUUCUGAUAUGAACGUUCCUCAUGGAAUAUUGAUUUGUUCUUGUGACAUGGUCUUACACUCAACUUCUUUCCUACGAUUCUAAUGGAUCUUCAGAGGUAGAAAAGGCAUCGUAGACUCGUAGUUAGUAUCGGAUGCCAUUUAUUAUGCCAUAUUGAAUUUCCUUCAGUUCUUCUGUGAGGCAUUUUCGAGUGUGGCCCUGCAAAAUACUAUUCUCUAACAGGGUGAUUGAUCUAGGUCAUGAUUUUGGGUAAAAAACUUUCAUGGAGUUAUAGCCAGUAGAUAAAAAAUUUUGUUGGUUGAAUUUGUUGUGGGAGAAGGCUUCUCUACGUUAAUCGUUAUGAAAUUUUGCCCCAUGUAUAACUGGAUCCGUUCCUGUGUCCAAACGGCCUAUAAAUUGCUCUGCAAUUCUCAAUAGCUAAUACGGUUCGUUA
Molecule: messenger RNA, 2429 nt
Organism: Prosopis cineraria
Lineage: Eukaryota; Viridiplantae; Streptophyta; Magnoliopsida; Fabales; Fabaceae
Product: nuclear pore complex protein NUP58-like
Exons: 4
Coding region: 1006-1983 (325 amino acids)
Biological process (GO): nucleocytoplasmic transport
Cellular component (GO): nuclear pore
Molecular function (GO): structural constituent of nuclear pore
Source: RefSeq, a predicted model, not a curated record